Messenger RNA from Equus caballus (horse), 3594 nucleotides. RefSeq names its product MIER family member 2 (gene MIER2). Gene Ontology annotation, molecular function: transcription corepressor activity; histone deacetylase binding. Gene Ontology annotation, biological process: negative regulation of transcription by RNA polymerase II. Lineage: Eukaryota; Metazoa; Chordata; Mammalia; Perissodactyla; Equidae. Gene Ontology annotation, cellular component: nucleoplasm. The record is from RefSeq and is a predicted model, not a curated record.
CUCCCACCAGUCACCUCCUCGGGGGCAGCAGCGGGCCCUGCACGGGCGCCACAGGGGGUGUGGGCCCCUGGGUGCGAGGCCAGACCUCACCAGCCAGUUCCCGCCUUAUGCUGGGUGGCUGGAUCCAGAGGCUUCUCCUAGAGUUGGCCCUGCUCUUUUAGGGGACAUUGAGGGAAACUGAGGCUUCAGUGGUGGUUGGCUUCGGGGGUGGGAGGCAGGACCCAGGUCUCCUGAUGGCCCAGCAGGGCGUGACGGUCAGUGUGUGUGUCAGUGUGUGCUCCUGGCUCAGGGCACAGGUGCCUUCUUGGGCGCUUGGUGGCCUCUGGGCAGCACUCAGCCUGGCAGGGAGCUGUGUGUCACAGAUGGACGGGUGGACGCCUCACCCAGCCUCCCUGAGGGCUGCCAGGCUUGUCUGUUGACCCUGUCUUGCGUGGCGCUGAGCCCCUAGAACCCCCGCGGCAGCCAGGCACGGGGUGCCCUGGUCACCCCUGUUGAGGGUUUGGGGUUGGGUCCUGGGAGUAAAUCCAGUUGAUUUCCUGAGAGAGAGCCUGUGGGCCACGCUCCCUUCGAGGCCCCGAGGGUCUCACGGGGAGCAGAGACCUGGCCAUGCCUGUCCUAAGGGCUCUGAGAGGCUGGUCAGUGACGGACCAACGCGUGCGCAGAGGCCAGAUGCGAGGCCGCCGCCAGCCUCUGCCCGCAGACCUGUUGCGGCUCUGGAGCCAUCACUCUGCGUGACCUUGGGCAGGUCGCUGGACGUUUCCGAGCGUGGUGUCCUCGUCUCUGAAUAGGAAGAGCUGCGAGGCUUCGUGAAAUCUUGGUUGUGACUUCACGGAGAAGCUGAGCCUUGUAAGAUCGCUGAUGACCAGCGGGCUCAGCUUAAAGGGCGCUUCUAAGCUGGCAUUGCGCGUUCGGUGUCAUCUGCGUGCUGUUUGUCGUCGCCAAAAUAGCCAUCAGCACCCGAGAGAAGACGGACGCCAGGCCUCCUCGCUGGAGAGGCAGAGCCCUCGUGUGGCCUCCUGCCUCGCUCACAGCCUGUGUCCUGGGGAGCCGGGCUUGCAGACAACAGCAGUGGUGUCCAUGGGCUCUGCAGACCAUCAGUUCAGCCUCGCAGAGAUCCUGUCCCAGAACUACGGCCUCCAGGAGGAGUGCACAGAGGCCGCGAGCGACCCGGAGAAGCCGGAGGAGGAGCUGGAGAAGGACUUCAUCUCCCAGAGCAGUGACAUGCCGCUGGACGAGCUGCUCGCCCUCUAUGGUUACGAGGCGUCAGACCCCAUCUCGGAGCAGGAGAGCGAGGGCAGCGACGCCACAGCCCACCUCCCGGACAUGACCCUGGACAAGGAACAGAUAGCGAAGGAUUUGCUUUCAGGGGAAGAAGAGGAAGAGACGCAGUCUUCAGCUGAUGACCUCACUCCGUCAGUGACCUCCCACGACGCCUCCGACCUUUUCCCUGACCAGAGUGGGUCUGGCUUCCUGGCUGCUGCAGACAAAGAGCCUGGCUCCUCCACCUCGUCCGACGCCGAGGAGGACCCUCUUCCUGCCAACAAAUGUAAGAAGGAGAUCAUGGUUGGGCCUCAGUUCCAAGCCGACCUCAGCAGCCUGCACUUGAACCGCCACGGAGAGAAGAUCUAUGAGAAUGAAGACCAGCUGCUCUGGGACCCCAAUGUCCUCCCCGAGAGAGAGGUGGAGGAGUUCCUGUACCGGGCGGUGAAACGGAGGUGGCACGAGAUGGCGGGGUCUCAGCUCCCGGAGGGAGAAGCCGUGAAAGACAGCGAGCAGGCACUGUAUGAGCUGGUGAAAUGCAAUUUUAACAUCGAGGAGGCCCUACGGAGGCUGCGGUUCAAUGUGAAGGUGAUCCGAGAUGGGUUCUGUGCGUGGAGCGAGGAGGAGUGCAGGAACUUUGAGCACGGCUUCCGAGUGCACGGGAAGAACUUCCACCUGAUCCAGGCCAACAAGGUGCGCACGCGGUCUGUGGGCGAGUGCGUGGAGUACUACUACCUGUGGAAGAAGUCAGAGCGCUACGACUGCUUCUCCCAGCAGACGCGGCUGGGCCGCAGGAAGUACGGCCCGGCAGGAACCACGGAUGCAGACCAGGACCUGGACGGUGGUGACCCUGAUGGCCCUGGCCGCCCCCACUCUUCGCUGCCCCUGCCUCCCGCUGCUGACGGCCUGGGCCCCGAGCCAGACCCCCUGGCACAGAUGCAGACGGAGCCGCCGAGCGUGGACGGCGCGGCCAGCAGUGUCGCUGAGCCCGAGGAGGGCUCUGACGGCCUCCCGUCCUCAGAGCCGGGGCCCGGUUCGUUCCAGCAGCUGGACGCGCCCCCGGCGGUGCCCCUGCCCCGGCGGCCACCAGGCCUGGCCGAACCGGCCUUCUACCCACCAACCGUGGCCACUCCAGAGCCCAGCGCCAGCCCGAGACUGGCUGUAGACUUGGCCUUGCCCGGGGCCCUCCCCGAGGAGCUGCCCCUCACCUCCAGCCACACGGACGUGCACGGACAGCCUGAGGAGGCCGUGGCCCCCGCACAGGUGGCCUUGUCAGUCACCGAGUUUGGACUCAUCGGCAUUGGGGACGUGAACCCCUUCCUGGCCGCCCACCCAGCGUGCCCGGCCCCUGGGCUGCACUCGGAGCCCCUGUCACACUGUAACGUGAUGACCUGUUGAUCCCUGGCCGCAGGUGGGCGUGUGUGGCCUGGACUGGACUUGUGGCCACCGUGGGGCCUGCCUCCGCCGUCUUCCCGACCCUUCCCUCCUUGUGGGCCGUGGGGGACGCCUGCUCUGCUCAGAACACUCCAAGGACUGUGGCAAGUGGUGGCCCGGCCGCCCCUCCCUGCACAGACCGGCACCCCCAGCGCCCGACACUGCCGUGGCCCCGUCGAGCAGCUGGGUCGGAGGGCCCUGCCCGUCUGACCAGCAGAGGCGAGGAAGCCGUCCCUGCCUGUCGGGGAGACGGGGCUGGACGCCACCCCCACCAGCAGCCUCCGCCCGGGGCGCCCCAGCUCUCUGCGUGGCCCCGUCUCCCUCCUCCUGGCUGGGCCGCGGGCUGCCCCAGCCCAGGGGUCGGUGGGCAGCUGCUACUCGGUGCCAAACCCCGUGGGGCACAGAGCCAUAUACCUCGAUGUCGGCCCGCCCGCGCCCGCGCGCUCUCUCCACUUCAGGAAAAGACGCACUUUAUGCUCUCUCUCCUGGGGGCCCCAGCAGCCUUGGGCGUGGGCUCCGGGAGACUGGUGACCACAUCCCUCUUGGUACUGAGGCCUGUCACCUGCAACACCGAGGGGCCGGCCUUGAGCCCGUUCCCCUGACCCCGAGGGUCGGAUUUCUGCUGACGCUCCCCGGGAGGAUGGUUUGGGGUCCUGGUCCUUCUCUUCCUGCCUCCCUCAUUUUAUUUAUGUUUCUGUUUACAAAUUGGAGUGGGGUCCUCUGGGGGCAGGGGCAGCACCUCCAGCCACCGGUGUCACCAGGGGAGCGUUUUGGCUCGAGCCCCCUGCUCCAGGAGUCGGACUUGGGCUCCCUCUCGCCCCACAAGGACCACACUGUGAAGUGACAGCUGCCUUGGACCCCUUGCUGUUUUAUUUAUUAAACUUGAGUUGAAGCCCGGGA